CGUUCCUCACACCCCUGCAUGGGCGCAGUGGAUUUUGUAUUCCGCGCUGUUUUCCUUGUCAGAUAUUGACCUCCAGAGCCGAUCAGCUGGAGUGGCAUUCUAUAUUUUGUCAGUAGUAAUAAACUAAAUCAUUUUCCUCUCGGUCCACGUUCGCGGUUGGAAAAUGCGCUGUGAUAUUUGUUGUUGGGUCGCAUUCGGGGCUGUCGCGUUGCCAACGUAGAGCAUGUAAAUUCGUCAAGAGUGCAAUCGGGGCCUAAAGGAGCACAUAGCCGCAACAUGGUCACUUUAAUUAAGAACCAGAUCUUUAAACAUCUCUCAAGGUUCACAAAGAAUCUGUCUCCGGACCGCAUCAACCUGAGCACCCUGAAGGGCGAGGGCGAGCUGAGCAACCUAGAGUUGGACGAGAACGUCCUCACCGACCUGCUGGAACUGCCCAGUUGGCUGCGGCUCACGAGUGCCUGGUGCAACCGCGUCUGCUUCCGCAUCCAAUGGACGAACAUCAAAACCGUGCCCAUAGUCUUGCGACUGGACGAGGUGCAAGUAGUUGUAGAGACAUGUCCGGAUCUGCGUUCCAUGUCUGCGAAUCAGGGGCUGUCGUCGAUGUCCAGUGGCCGCUACAGUUUCAUCCACAAAGUGAUAGACGGCAUGACCGUCACCGUGAACGCUGUGCUGGUCACAUUCAAGAGCCCGGCGUUUGUGGCCUCUGUUCAGGUUUCCAGGAUAGUUGCAGAAUCAAAAACUCCGACCUGGAAGCGGAAUGACCUGAGAAUGACCAGAGUAAAAGACUCGGUUCGCGGCGAAAUUUUACUUUUCAAAGAGGUGGAGUGGCAAACGGUUAGAAUAGAGGCCAAGUCAACGGAAAAUCCGUCUCUCACUCCUCUUCGUCUCCUUACUAAUCAGGCUAGAUGUCGAAUUACGAUUAAAAAACGACUGUCAGACUGUUUUGUCUUGGGAUCUCGUCUUGUUUUGAUUCUGGAGGACCUUCUGUGGGUGCUCACUGACUCGCAACUCAGAGCGGCGCUCUAUUUUGUUGAGUCGCUCGCCGGUCUGGUGCAAAAAGCAACAGACAUCACUAGAAAACGGAAGGCAGCUAGGAAAAUCGAGAUGCUGCCAGAGUACCAGGCAUGGGUGUCGCAGCAAGCUCGCCAGCAGAACACAAAGAAAAGUGCCAUCAGCAAGGUGUUCAGCCAGUGCGACGUGAUCGAAACGUCAUUCCACUUUCUCUCGGAGCAAAUCGACCUGCACCUGUGCGACGACGAGGGUGACGGCAGGUCAAGCCACCCUCACUUAAAGGACGGCGGUGCCUUCCAGAUCCGGCUGCACCAUUUCAAGGUGGACUUCUACCCCUACCACUUAUCUCUGAGCGACCGCAAGCACUGGCCCAGCUACGAGGAGGACAUCCAUGCUCAGUGGCUGGAGCAGGCGCUCACCAGCUUCAAGGCCACUUUUAUGGAGGCCAUGGACGCUGGGACCAACUCGCACACACCCCUUUCCAGGGCUGAGCCGCACAUGGAUGACCUUCGCUCGCCGGGUUCCAAGGGUCCCGACUUCCAGAAUGCCAACGGCCAGCACAACGCCGUGAAAAACUAUAUCACCAGCCACCUGGCCAAACUGAUGUCCUCGUGCGUGGUGUUGCGCCUGGAGGACGUUACGCUGUUCAAGGUAUCGACCACGUCGAGGAAGCAGGCCCCGAAGGAAUUCCUCUCCACUCGCAGGAAAAAGAAGAGAAACAUUAAGCCAGGUGACAAAGAGCUGUACAAGUUGCCAGAGGAGAUGUCACUCAUCCAUGCAGAGUUCACCUACUUUUAUUACCCUGAUGACAUCCCCUUCCCACUGCCUCCACCUCAGUUCUACGUCUACUGCAAUCCUGUUCAAAUCCACUUUGAUAUGCUCACCGUAUUGUGGCUCCAGUCGUUCGGUCUUUACUUGCUGAGAACCCUCAGUGCUCUGACCGAAAACGCUUCUGCAAAUACGAACACUAACGAUCUCUUUAACAUUGAUGUUCGAAUGGAAGCGAUCAUGCCACGGAUAAUCAUGAGUGAGAGCUCUGCUCACGAGGGAGUGACUUCUUCCAGAAUGCAAAGAGACCGUCCACAGUUUCUCCAGCUGCAGACCUCAAAGAUAACCGUGACAAACAUCAGGUCGAGAACGGUCGGCUCUCGAGCCGACUUGGCCACAUGUCUGAACGAUCUCCAGCAGGGUGAACUGUUCUUCAACUCUGGCUUUCCCACCAAAGAGGGAGACAAGUCUGCCGUGGUUGAACGAUUGCUGCGGCAUGUCAAUGCGAGUGACAACCUACGUCGCCAAGCCGACCUGUCCAGCCUGACAAUGGAGGAGGUGAUGCAAGGACUGAGUCGGGAGCUCUUCUGGGUGGACGCCAAGGACAUCUGGUUCGUGCAGCUGGACCCAGCGUGGGUUGAGUUCACUGGGAUGAAGUCGACAGCGCGGCCGGUGCCGCUUCUGGACGCAGUGCCAGUCACGGUGUGGCUGUGCCUGAUCGACCAGAAGCACAUCCACGCCGUGACGCACAUUCCUAGCCUGGUGAGCGUGCAGCUGAAUCACUACCAGUUCCUAUUCAUCUCGCGGCUGCUGGACGACAUCUCCGAGCUGACCACCUUCCUGCAGAUGGACUCGAAGAAGAUCACUGGCGAGGAGGGCGGCUGCAUUUGCGUCGGCACGGCUUUACCACAGGUUGAGGUGACAUUCGUGAUGCCGGCGCACUGCCACGCCAAGGAGUCGUUCGACUUGGACUCAGUCAUCCCAGACAGCUCGAGUUUGGCCGACAUCCCCAACAUUCCCAUCACACCGCCGAAAAGCGCUUACGAGCCCAAAGAAACAGACUCGGACAUAGUGCACGGCGACCAGGUCUUCUUUGAAGAGACGAGUUUUAUUCCUGAAAAUGCAGUGGGGGCCGCCGAGCCGCUGCCUCCCGAGACCCCCUCGUUCAAGAGCAACUUCAGCACCUUCUCUAAGGGCCUGGCCAGCGGCUUCUCCACGCUGAUCACCUCGUUUGAUGCGACCAAGGGCGCUGAGGACGGCCUGGACAACAUGUCGGUCCGCAGCGAUGGCAGCUCGGACAGCGAGCGUUUCGUCGUCGUAAAUUUGGAGCAGCAGAACCGCACAGACAUCCUCAACGCCAUGUUUGUUAUCCCUGCGUCAAACAGGGCUGCCAGGCCGAUGGUCGACGAGGCCAGUGAGGUUUUGGAGGAGGCGGACGACGCCUCUCUGCACUCGGAAAUGAGCAUUUUACGCCGCUCUGACCCGGUAAAACUUCCGGCCUUGCAAGGAAUCUCGCCCCUUUUUCGUUAUAUCAGCGUGACUACUGUGAAGCUGAGUCGAGUGGAGGCGAUCUACCAGUCACAAGGGUUCAAGUCCUGCCUCAGGCUGCAGUGCUCCGGAAUUUCAUCUGAGGAAUGCGGAAGUAUUCCUUGGGACGAGUUUCAGAGUAAAUUCUCUUCGCGCACCCGAGCAUGGUGCGACGAGCGAGAUUUGGCGCGGCGUUGCAGCAUCAAGGCUCGCCUGGACAGGGCGCCUGACACAGACCCUGAGCCUGGAACCUUUGACACCACCAACAUGGCGAGCAUCAUUCGACAGCUCUUUACGGAACACCUCGCCGCCGAAAUCGCCAAUGUGAAUCUCUCCAUGUCCAUGGUUUCCGUGUCUGGACUGGCGGAUCUCUUGGACGAUGAAAUCAUGCCAAAGCCCGUUCCCAUGGAGGUGGUGCUGGAAAACGUGCAGAUGCACCUGAGCGAAGACAGGUCUGCAGUGAGCCAGCUGGCCGGUUCGGCCAGCAACAUGCCAAUCAACGUGUGCAUAUCAAAACUGAAGGUGUCGCGGACAGCGUCAGGCGCGUUCUUCAUCGAGCCGGCCGGGGGCAGUGCGGCGGGGGCGGGCAUCUCGGUCAGCCCGACGAGCAGCCAGUUCGAGGUGGAGGUGGCCCGGCGAAAGGCUGCUGAGCUCACGAGGGAGAACGAGGAGCUGCGCAGAAGACUGCUGGCCGCCGAGCGCCUCUUCACCGAAGAGAAGCAGAGGCUCGGCGCCAAGAUUGACGAGCUGCACGGCGAGCGAAUGGCGCUCGAGGUGUCGCUGCGAAAGAUGAACCUGACGCAGGCGGCUGCCCAGAUGGCCAACCAGUCGGCCCCCGCCCCCACCCCCACCGCCCCCAAGGUUGCCCAGCAGACGCCCCUCAAGAGAUAGCAGUGCUGCUUUGGCUGUACAGAGGCGCAGAGCUAAUUUUUCUUAUUGCAUUUUUUAUUUUUGACACGUUUUUAGUUUUUCUAUGCCGAUAUUUUGUUUUCGAUAAGAUUUUUUGUAUUAGUUUUAUGAUAGGUUCGUGCUUAUUUAGCAGGAUGGAAUGCAGGAAAACUUGAUUUUAUUUGGUUUAAAAUUGCUCUUGAACAGCGUCUUUCAGAAUACAGCUUAAAUCCAAUGGAUUUUUAUAAAAUUGAUGGAAGGUUACAGAAACAAAUGAAUUAUUUAGUUUCAUCACAGAUGAAUUUUCUUGUUAAUUGUACGAUUAUCGCCAGUUUUACUACAUAAUCAAUUAUAACGUAUUUAACCAGUUGCAAAAGCCUUUAGUGUCUGAAGCAGCUAAUAGAUGGCGCCAGCGGUUACUUUAGAUUUUAACACACUCAUCGCUGCCACUGUCAAAAAUUGGCCCAGCGCCAGUCGACGUAGAAACGUGUAAAAUAAAUUUGCACAAAAAAAAUAUUUGCUGGAGUCAUAGAGUACUCAUUUGGACAAAUUCUGAUUCGUUCAGACAAAUUCUGGAUCAUCUAUUUCAGAAAAUUACACACUAUGCUCUAUAAAAAUAUAUUUGAACAAAAUUAAACUUUCCAAAUUUUUCGCAUCGCUUACUCAAUUUCUGAAGAAACCUUCGCUGUUCAAGAACAAUUUUAGAAAACAGAAUCAUUAAAAUCCGAAGUUGUGAAGCAUUCACGUCCUAACACCGUAACACCCAUUGUGUUUGAGCAAAGCAAUAUUUUUCAUCGUGAUUCAAUUACUUGUCCGUGUAUGAAAAGCAUUAUAAAAAUUAUAUUAUUUCGAAAGCUAAUAAUUUUGUGGUUGUUACAACUCAAAUACUAAGGUGAAAUCACUCCUAUAUAUAUUUUAAUUCAAUCUUGCUCAAUUUUGUUGGAUUGUAAACCACAUUGGAUUGAUAUAAUUGUAACCAAACUUUUGAAUUCAUCCACUCUAGUCUCGUGUAAGCGGUUGAAAUCGAGGUGACACCCAGUAAAAUAGCUUUCUCAAAAUCAAAAAUAAAUUCCAGUAACCAUAGCAGCGUUCAUGAUUGAAUAAUAAAAUCGGUUUUCUCAAAAACACACUGUUAUAGCGGAAAAUUAUCCAAAUAAAUAAUUAUAUCCGAAUAAAUGUGCUUAUAAAUAUACAAAAACUUAAUGGAAUCCUAUUGUUGCAUUAACCUGUGAUCUUCAACAAACAGACUAUUUGAUUAAUUAAUUAUUUGCAUGAUAUUAAAAGACUAGAAAGCUGUUUAUCUGGUCUUUCAGUGUUUUUGAGUGAAAGCUGGUGUUCGAAGUUUGUACAUUUCCCUAAAUAUAAUUGUUGCCUUGCACUUUCUGUCUCUUUGACUUUUGCCACCAGAGAAAAAAUUAUAUCAUAAAAACCUGAAAUUCUGUGAAUUCUGAAUCGUUAUAAAAUACUAUCAUGUAAGUCGAUUUCCAAUAUUUUUUCUACUGAAUAGUUUAAUUGAUUCGUUUUAGCUUCAAUUUGACAGUUUUGUGUCAAAGUGGACACUGACCGAUAAAUUAAAAGAUAUUUCUGGCAGUUUCUGGAAUGAUGUCAAUGUUCAAACAACACAUCAUGGACAGUUAAUUUAUAUAUAUCUUAUUAUGAAUAAUUCGGUUGCCAACGUCCUGUAACUUUAAUAUACAAGUGGAACAAAUAAAACUAUAUUAUGAUUGUUAA
Molecule: messenger RNA, 5925 nt
Organism: Cloeon dipterum
Lineage: Eukaryota; Metazoa; Arthropoda; Insecta; Ephemeroptera; Baetidae
Product: bridge-like lipid transfer protein family member 3B
Exons: 17
Coding region: 277-4197 (1306 amino acids)
Source: RefSeq, a predicted model, not a curated record